This is a messenger RNA of Vitrella brassicaformis, 2058 nucleotides long. Lineage: Eukaryota; Vitrellaceae. The record is from the annotation of a GenBank genome assembly.
CGGCGAACAAAGACCAUCUGAUUCUGUUGCAUCUCUUUCGGCCUCAAAGACUGUUUUCCAUAUGGCAGGAGAGGCGAUCCGCAUGCGAAUUCAAGAGAGAGGGUAACGGAAGGGAGUAACGGAAACCGGUAGCGCCUCCCCCAUCCUCAUCCUCCGUUCCUUCGUCCGGCACAUUUCAUCCAGGCGGCAGCUCCCCCUUCUCCCUCGCUGUGAAUCUUUCUCUGCUCAUCUCUUUCGCUCCUUCCUUCUAGCCGCCACCGUCCCCCACGACGAUGUUUGCUCGCGUCCUUGGGCUCCUGUUCCUCGUGACUCUCACGGUCGGCGCCUCCUCCCCUCUACGCAAACUCGCACCCGAAGGUGCAUAUGAUGGUGAGCCACGCCACGGUUGCACGCAGAUCUGACGUGCCCUCACUAUCCUCCUGGUCCUCUCUCUUGUCUUUCCCCAGGUGAUUCCCCCGACGACGAACUCACCACCACUGAAGAGCCGUCUACCACCACUGAAGAGCCGCCCUAUGUCCGAACCGCGGGAAAGCCGUCCAUUCUGUCAGUGGUCACUGAAUGCGACCCGACUGACCUGGACUGCAUGCCCCUGGCGCCCGGAGGUAAGCGAGCGAAGUCAAUUGUGACCAUCGAGAAAUGGCUUUCUGUCUCUCCGCUUCUGUGUGCCGUCAGCCGUCCGUUUCAUCUCCCCUACAAUUCAUGUCGCGCAGAACGAUUCCAGCAUCAGUAAGCAAGCGAAACACUGGCGUCGCGUGUGUUUCUCAUUCUUCGCCGCCACACUCGCUUCCAGGUGAGGCAGGUGCUGCGCGUGUAAUUUGCAACGACAGAGACUCAGCCUGCGCUUCGGUAGAGGGUACGUCAUUCCAGAGAUUAUGUGGUCGCUUGUUGUUCACGCAUUGGGUUUCUCUCACUCAGCCCAAUUCAAGGCCCGGCAAGUCGCAAUAGACAAUCCUCUUAGUCCUGGGGAAGACAUCUUUGUGGAUCGCUGCAACAUAGCAGGGAACUUAUUCACUUGCAACAAACCUGCUGCCGACGUGAGAAAAACAAAGCAAGCGAUUUGAUGUAUUGCGAUGCGUUGUGUUUUCCCAUUGACAGGAAUACUGCAGACAAAAAGUAAAAAAUUCCAUCACGGCAAUAUCCUGGUCUGAGUCAACUUGCUCAAGAACGUACCAUCUCAUCGGCGGUACCAUCUGCACCUCUUUUCUCGGUUGCUGGUGCUUCGGCUCCAUCGAUUGCCAGACUGUCUGAACUUGCUGUCUGACUAUGUAUGGAUGGAUGUUCUGGCUGCUGUGGAUGGGCUGGAUGUGGGUGAUCGGCUGACUUGUCACUUUUCCGGCCAUGCUGGCCGCGCACGAGCGCUCUCCCAGACAUGCGAAGCGGGCAUGUGUGAGAGGGUCCUCCUCGUGCGCCAGCUGACUGUCAUUGACUUUGGAUGCACACCUUGCACGCACACAUGGACCCUGCGCGCGCCGUCCAUUCGUGCGUCUCUGCCGAGUCUGCUUCUUUUGCGCGACGCACACCUGUCCGCCAGCAGCGCACAGGGUCGGGGGAGGGGGUCAUCGCCCGCAGCUUGCCACCCCUCACUGUCUGUUUCUUGCUUUUCCCAUGUGUAUCUCCUGCCGUGUAUGCCAUAUGUGGUGAGGCCGCGUGCUGUGUUUUGUGUGGGUGUCUGUCUGUCGGUCUGUCGGUCUGUCCGUCGUACUCGAAAAGGGAGGGACAGGCCGAUCGACGAGCUGCCCACUGCACACAUGCGUGGCUGACGCACUCAAACUGUAGUGCGGACGCAGCCAUGAAUUACGCCAUGUGUUGUGACACAAAUUUGUGUUGCCUGCACAGUGUAAAAACACGGCUAGCUCACGUGUGGUACUUGAGAUUCAGGGGCGUGGCAUGGAAAGGAUGGAUGAUGGUGUCUCGUCGGCGGGUCUCUCUUCUGGCGAUUGAUUGCAUCGACCUGCUCUUCUACAUCACACUGUUGAUUGUGGGGAUUGAUUCAUGGGGAUUGCCCUGAGUGAACAAAUACAUGCCACCAGUGUACAUCGUGAAUACAGAUGUCAUGAA